Messenger RNA from Fulvia fulva, 324 nucleotides. RefSeq lists its product as uncharacterized. The transcript has a single exon. NCBI's taxonomy places the organism in Eukaryota, Fungi, Ascomycota, Dothideomycetes, Mycosphaerellales, Mycosphaerellaceae. The record is from RefSeq and is a predicted model, not a curated record. Bases 1 to 324 code for a protein of 107 amino acids.
AUGCGCAACUACGACACGAAGUUCUGGAUCCGUCGCAGUGGCCGUCCGGAGACGACCAAGUAUCUAGGAGCGGUGGAGUCUUGCGACGUCUGGAAAGGCUGGCUGUCGGCAGAUUCGGGUGAGCCAGUAUGGUUUGAGGGGCUUCUCGCAUUGCCUGAAGGGUCCACAGAAGGAAUCCGCAGCCAUGCUGGUGCAGCAGACGAGAUUCCUGACAAGAAGAGGGCUUUCCUGCGUAUGCUCGAUCAAGAUGGCAUUCCGACGCAAUCCCUUCCGUCGGAAGCACGCCGAGCUCUACGUUCUAAACGGAUCCACUACAUCCUGUGA